CCAUUUGCAACCCCAUAUCUUCCCCCCGGAGCCGUCGCGUUCACGAGCCUUCUUCGAGACUUCCUUCCCUUUGCUUCCACGAGCCGUCGCCUGCGGUCGAUCACCCAUCGCUUCACGAGUCAACGCGGCGAGCGCUCGGCAACUGUAACGCUUUCGGCUUAGAGAGAGAGCAUGCCCUGCCCGUACCGCAGUGCCCCGACUUAAUAUCGGCUUUUCACGAGAUCUCCACGCCGGUACAAUCUUCAUAUGGAGACCAUCAUACCGGAAAGCUCGCCUCUGGCAGCCUACCUUGAAGGUUAGUUACCUCUUGCAUACUUCCACGUACACCACACCCUGCCGCAUCCUCCUUUCGACUGUCCUCUCCGCCUGCAAGCCGACACAACCACACACGCACAAACAUAUAUGCACACGAACACACAUACGCCCGCGCACACACACACCAACCUCCGCCGUCUCAGCACUGCCUUCGUUUCCUUGCCUCGGCGCGCAAAACCCUUGCACUUCGCCUAAGACACAAGCCCCCCCAAAUCAGCGCGUCAUACGACACGGUCAUGGGUGGUGGUGACGGUGGUGAUGUGGCCGACGCGACGACAUGCUGUACAUCUCGCUACACGUUAAAGUGGUAGUGUUGCUGGCUAGGAUGCUAAAGGCGUGCCAUUAUGCAGGCGAAGGUCAGAGGACCGACAACGACGGUCACGAGCCCUGGAUCACGGCAACUCCACCCUCUGAACCAAAUUCACCCGCCAGAUCCUCCGCCCCGUCGGUGGCCGAGUCGAGGACGACGAACGAUGACGCGGUCUUCGCCUCAAGCUUUGCACCCAAGAGACCCACGGUUGGGCGCAGCAUCCGGCACCGGCUUCCGCAGCCGCUGAAGUUGAAGAUACCAAGCGAAGGCCCCGUAGCGAGGAUGCAUGAAGUGUGCUCGAGGGCGGUAAAUUCAAGGUUAGGAAGGGCGGACAACGCGCGAUUUCUAGAGCACUUCCGGUACAUCUUGGUCGCGUCGCAGCUGCUGUCUGAAAACCAAGGAUUUGUGCCCCCCAAGCCUAUGCAGACCAGUGCCGACGGUACAAACGAGCCUCUGAACGAGUAUAAAGCCACUGCCACAAGCGUAACUGGCGCAUUUUUGACGGCGACCACGUCUUUUGCCGUCGUGUGGCUUAUUCACUGGGCAAGGGCCGGUAGAGCGCGUGGCUUCAGUACGGGAAGGGCGCUCAUUGUCUUGUCAGUGCUGAUCGCAGCGGCCAUGGUUCUGUACGCGUGGGCAAGACGUCGGUGGUUGCAGAACCUAAGACAGAAUGCUGUAAACAGCGCGUCCGUGCUUGUCACGAACUUGCAAGCCUUCGAGGCGUCAACUUCUGCUGCGCUCAUACUUGUGCAAGAGGUGGAACUGGUGUCGAAGGGCUACAGAAUAGGAACGCCACUACCCCCGAUCUCGAGAAUGGAUGACGAUGGCCAGGGGAGACGGUGCGCCCGGAUACGACGAUGCUUGAAGGGUGCAUUUGCAGCGAGCAUACCACCUUUCCUCGAUGCGUGCUCGGACUUGCGAGACCUGAUUUCGGAGGAUGAUCUUGACAAAUACCUGGACGUCUACGAGAUCACGUACCAAGACAUCACUGAGGCCUACCAAGGCUUUUCAACCUCAGAGUUUGAGGACCCAGAGUCCCUCAAGGCUUUGAGAAUAUUGCAAGCACGGCUCAAUAUCUUGCGACGCGUCGCCCUUUGCGCGCUUCUGUCCAUGGAAGCAGACGGCGCGCGUCCAGACUUUGAUCGAUGGAAGACGGCCGUCGACACGAUGGAACGCUUAGCAGCUGUGAGCGGUGACUGGGCGGAGAAGAUGAACAAACUGCUGGACGAGGAACAGACUUUCGUCCUUCCUACACCAGCUACGCCGCACCGAGCGAGGGAUCCCGAACGCCAGAAGUUCAGAGCUCAGAUACAGAAGCUUAGCGCUCUGUCAUCCGGCAUCAGAGGCCUUCAAGCCAAGAUGCAGAUCCUUCGCGAGGAGUCAAUCAAGAGCAUCGACGAAGCAGACGAUCUCUCAGACUUGGGCCCGAGGCUAAUGGUACAAUACGACGCCAUUGGUCAAGAUCUGAGGGCGUUGGUGCAAGCUUGGGAGAGUGGCAAGGCCAGCCUGGUGCUCAACAUUGACCGCCGCGAAUCGAGAAGAAUAUCGUUAGCGUCAUCGGGCUUACGCUCUCCGGUACCGUCGCUGGGCGGCUUGACGGCCGUCGAUGAGUCUGUAGGUGGCACACCCUCGGACGCUCUCAGAGCAUUGAACGGCGAAGCGCCGUUGCACAAUCGCUUCUCGUUCGCCAGCUCGGACAGCCCCAUCGCGGGCUCAAACAGCGAUGAGGAGAUAUUCGAGGCCAUCGCAAACCCAAAGACACGCUUCUCGCUCACUCGUGAGCAACGCAUCGCACGUCUGAAGGAGGAAAGCGAGCGCAUGGCCUCGUUCAAGGAGAGACGCGAACGCGAGGGCAGCAUGCUCAAGGAGCUUGAGAGCGUCAUGGCCAAGCGGCCCGCCUACGCCCAUCGGAAACGAAACACAAUCGCCAUCCCCGGACCUAUGCCUCCUCUUCCAGGAUCGAGGAAUUACAGUUCGAACUUUUGACUUCAGCACGCAUCAUCCAGCAUAAUCGGCGUUUCAUCGAGAGAAAUUCUUUUGUUCCCCCACCAAUGGCACCAGUGGGGUUUUUUUUUGUUUUGGGCAUCACCUAUGGCCCCCUACAUGUACGCGUCAUCGAGAUGCCCAGAUCCAUCUCCGGGAGUUCGUUUUGUUUCUUUUCUUCGUUUAGUCUUCCAAUCCUACCCUUCUUAGUGGGCCCGAUCCUCACGCUGGGAUCGAGAAGGACGCAUCUUACAACGUCGGAAUAGAUAACCACGCCUUACUUCCUUACUUUUUUUUUUCUUUCCCUCUCCCCCUCCCUUUCCAUUUGCCAAGCCAUCUUUUGGCGGAGGAACUCGGGUAUUGGGGGGGGGGCAACCAUUCUCUCAACAUGAACAUUCGUCACGUUUUGGAUCUGAUAUUUUAAACAAAAGAGAAAUGGGCGUAAUCGCGUAUUGGCGGGGCCGGAUCGGAUGGGCGGGUGGAUGGGUUUUGAAACGGCCCUUGAUGAAAUAAUAUACACAUAUACAUAUAUACAUACGCAUGUGUACGAUAAUUCUUUAGCUAAGAGGGACAACACCUCCAUCUCCUUCAGUAUAGAACUUAAGCGUAAUUCUAACACCGCCCUG
Molecule: messenger RNA, 3234 nt
Organism: Verruconis gallopava
Lineage: Eukaryota; Fungi; Ascomycota; Dothideomycetes; Venturiales; Sympoventuriaceae
Exons: 1
Coding region: 593-2611 (672 amino acids)
Biological process (GO): cell-cell adhesion
Cellular component (GO): plasma membrane
Molecular function (GO): myosin binding
Source: RefSeq, a predicted model, not a curated record